AGCAAAAUGGCUGCGCCCAUGUGGCGAAGUGCAGUUGAGGAUUAUAUCGUAGGACUUGCUGCUAAUUCCUCAGCCGAUAUUGUCAGUGAUUUACUGAAGAAAAAUGUUACACUUGUGGAAAUUGUUGAACAUGUGGGAUCCUCCUUAACUAAUCCGGAUGCCAGUGUGAGAGCUCGAGGUGUACAACUGUUAGCAGAUAUUGCUCAUGGCUUGCCAAGAGGGACUUUAAAUGAAAAGGAAACUGACAUACUGGUGACGUACAUGGUGGAGAAACUAAAGGAUCAUCAUUCUAUCCAACCCCAUGCCUUGUAUGGACUUUUAGCCUUGACUUCCUGUUCUUUACCAGAUGGUGCUGCCGGAAAAAUUUGCCACGCCAUUUUUACAGAGGUGUACAACCAAUCCCUGGCCCAACGCGACAGGCGAUCUGUUUACCAGAUCUUGUUGAACUUACUGAAAUCUAGAUUAAAAGAACUAGAGAAGAUGUCUGGGGAGUUUGUACAUGGUUUUAUCCAGGCUCUGGAUAUGGAGAAGGAUCCCCGGAACCUGGUCAUCGCCUUCCAGUGUGUGGAGACCAUCUGUCACAAUUUGUCCCUAGGUGUUUUUGUUGAGGAAAUGUUUGAAGUCUUCUCCUGUUACUUCCCGGUGGACUUUUCUCCCCCGCCUGAUGAUGUGUUAGGAGUUAAGAGGGAAGACUUAGUACAGGGACUGGAGAGAUGUAUGUCUGCCUCAGCCAAGUUUGCCCCUUUCUGCUUACCAUUACUACUGGAGAAGAUUUCAUCAAACCUGUCCAGUGCCAAGAUAGAUUCAUUCCAUGCCCUGGUCAAGUGUUCAGAGGUGUAUGGAGCCUCUGGCUUACAGGAGUUUCUGGGAUCUUUGUUUUCCAGCAUCAAAAGGGAGGUGUUCUCUUCAGGUGACCAGGUUAUUGAGGAUGCGGCUCUGAAUGCUCUGACAGCCAUUGUCAAAACUCUGUCAAAUUCAGUAAAUGAGAAGGGCAGUGUCUCGUCUUUGGAUUCAUUCCUGGAUGAUGUUUUAAAGGAUUGUAGGGUAGCCCUAAAGGAGCCAGGUCUGCGUUUGUUUGCACCUACUGCUCGUAUGCUACAGGCCAUGGGAGGAAGUUCUGACCCAGCCUUCUGUAAAAUAGCCCAGGUUGUCAUGCCAACACUGAUGGAGCAGUUUUCGUCUCAUACACAGGUCACAGAAAGAACAGCCAUUUUAAAUGUUGUACAGAACUUUGUGAAACUCUCCAAUAACUUCACUUUCACAACAGAAGUGGAUAACCCGUUAAUAAAGUACAAGGAACAGCUUUUCACGUUAUGUUGCAAUCUACUUAUGGGCAGCAUCCCAGAAUUACGCCUGCAUGCUGUCACCUGCCUGACUGCCAUGAUGUCAGCUAAGCUUCUUAGUACAGCAGACCAGGAGCUGAUGGCCGAUCAUUUGACUGGACUAGUCCUCACAGAUACAGAUGCCACACUCAGGGCCUCCUCCCCUUCUGUGGUCGUAGACAGAGUGAUACCAGCUCUGGUUAACUCCCUUCAUGCAGAAUCAGUUCACAUGGAAACUGAUGGACAAAAUCCUUCAUUGUGUAACAAUGUCUUCUGUCUGCAGACCAUGGUAUCCAUAGCAACACAUGAAAAUAUUGUACUUAAUGUACUGCCAGAAUUUAUUAAGUAUCUGAAAUACUUAUCCAGAGAAUCCAAUAGUGGUGACAUGGAGGACUGUGCUGUGUGUGUGUGUGAGUGUAUAUACCGUGUGAUGGAGAAGAUGAUGACCUCUGCCUCCGUGGUCCAGUACUGUCUGUCCGUCACCAUCCCUGAACUGGUAGGACUCCUGGUCAGCCAGGCCGUCCAACCUCAGACUAGCUCUCUCCUCCACUCUGAUGCUGCUGUGAAGAACGUCGCAAAAGCUGUACAGAUUUUAAUGACAAAGCUCUCGAAAAGUGAGAGCAAGGACUUCUCCACUGCUAUGGUGGAUCUGUUUUUACAAGGGACCCUGCCUGCCUCUAUAAGGGAUUACAAUAUCAAACUUGAUAUGCCAUUUCAGCCUCUCUCUGUUUCAUCACCAUGGAAACAGUCUCAGCUUGUUUGUGUAUUGACUGCAGUAGUGUGCUCCUUACCUAAAGAGGAUAGACUGAAAGAAGAGGCAGAGCUGUUAGAGAAACUGACAGACCUAGCCCUGAAGAAUCUUCACGCGGCUACCAGUGACUCAGCAGCCAAGUGUAUUGGAGGUUUAGUCAACAAGAUACCUGAUGAGCAGGAGUUAGGAUCAGUGGCGUCAAAGUUAAAGGGGAGACUAUCCGAAGUAGUCACAUCAAAAAUGAACCAAAGUGAGAGAUGCAGAGCUUUGACCGCAAUAAUCUGGUUGACUAAAGCUUUGGUAUUGCGUGGUCACCCUUUUUCUAGUGACCUCAUAAGUCAGAUUGUGUCUUGUCUGGAGGAUACUGAGCUGGGAUGUACAGCGGCUGAUGGUUUUAGGGUGCUACUCCAGGAGUGUGAUGAUGUAAUGACCCUGGCUCAACAAGCUUAUGUCAAGCUUAUGUACAGACAGAGAAUCUUCAUUGAAAACUUGCCCAAACUUGUGCAGGGCUUUAACAAAACUCAGCACGAUAACAAGAAGCACUACCUGCUGGCUCUGUCCCAUCUCGUGACAUUUGUUCCAAAACAAGUCCUACUCACAGAAGCAAACACUUUAGCUCCCUUGAUGGUGCACUCCCUGCUGUGUGAUGACAUAGACCUGCAGUUAGCCAACCUGUCCACACUCCGUAGUUUGAUCACUGAUGCCCCAGACCUCAUCUCCAAACAUGUUGACUCUUUAAUGCCACAGCUGCUGAAGCUGUCAUGUAAAGGUCAAACAAUGAAAGUGAGGAUAGGAGCUUUGAAAUGUUUGUCCUCAUUCACCCACCUUCCCCCUCAUGUGAUAAUGCCUCACAAGUCAAAGGUGAUACGAGCCCUGGAACCAGCAUUGGAUGACCACAAGCGCCUAGUGAGGAAAGAAGCAGUCAUUGCUAGAGGGGAAUGGUUUUUGCUUGGGGAGCCUAUGAAGUCAGCAAGAUGAUGUCAAAAUUCAUUUUACCAUUGAGUCUCUUCUGGCAGUGUUUUAUAAUUCUGCAUUACAUUCUGAUCAUGCAAAAUCUCCUAUUGUAUCUGCCCCCCCCCUCCCCCCCCUACAAAAAAAAUGUAAAACUAUAUUGGAAGUCUAAUUUUGUGGAGAAUACAUACAUGUCAGUAUUACUCAGCACAAAGCAUUAUUACAUGCAUAUCCAAAUACUUAAUAGCAGUUAAUUCCUUCUCUUAUACAUUAACAUAUAGGUAUAUAGAACAUAAGGCCAGUCACACUGCAUUCCUAGUUUUCUGUCACCACCCACAUGUCCAUGCCU
Messenger RNA from Liolophura sinensis, 3373 nucleotides. RefSeq names its product MMS19 nucleotide excision repair protein homolog. The coding region runs from base 7 to 3051 and encodes 1014 amino acids. The transcript has 26 exons. The record is from RefSeq and is a predicted model, not a curated record. Gene Ontology annotation, cellular component: cytosolic [4Fe-4S] assembly targeting complex; MMXD complex. Lineage: Eukaryota; Metazoa; Mollusca; Polyplacophora; Chitonida; Chitonidae.